AUUUAAGCACAGUCUAUACCAAGUUAAAAAACUGCUGAGUAAUUUAAAUACUGGGAAUGGUUAUUACCAAGGACAAAGUGCAGCUGGCUCCCCCUGUGCCUAUAGGCAGCAUGUGAAUGAUGUAACUUUUUGUUUUUAGCCAAUGGCCAGCAUUGUGCUUAUCAAGCGACAGCAGAUAAAAUAAAAAACUGUCACAGGAGGAAAAAGUGAGAUAGGACUGCAGGCUAUUCACUCAGAUUUAGUCAAAAUGAAGAAAAAAUCUACAAACUUGCGUGUACGGCUUCCUGCUCUAAUUUGUACGCUGGAGGUGUUGAUUGUGGUCCUUUACGCUCUCUUUGUUACUUAUGAUGAUCAUGCGAAUGCUGUUCUACAGAACAACGAGACAAAGCCAAUAGAGAACUCAUUAUAUCAGAACUAUCCAUUUUUUGCUGAUAUUCAGGUGAUGAUAUUUCUUGGAUUUGGCUGCCUUCUGGCCUUUUUCCGGCGAUAUGGGUUUGGUGGCAUGGCCUUUAAUUUCCUCACUGCCACAUUCACAAUUCAAUGGGCCAUUCUGGUCCAGGGCUUCUUUCAGUUUUAUUAUGAUGGGAAGAUUCACCUCGGUGUGCUGAAUCUGAUCAAUGCUGAGUUUGCCUGUGCUGUUGUACUGAUCUCUUUUGGAGCAGUUUUGGGGAAGACCAGCCCUGUGCAGCUCCUGGUCAUGGCCUUGCUUGAGAUCCCUGUGUUUGCCAUCACAGAGUGGGUUGUAUUGAAAUACUUGAGGAUCAAUGAUGCUGGUGGCUCUAUCCUCAUCCACCUGUUUGCCUGCUACUUUGGACUGGGUGUCACCUUCGUCCUGUACAGACCUAGCCUAAAUGAGGGACAUCCAAAAGAGGCAACAAGUUACCAGUCAGAUCUGUUAUCUGUGUUGGGAACACUGUUCCUCUGGGUGUUCUGGCCCUCUUUCAACUCAGCACUGACCUUUAAGGGUGAUGACCAGCACCGAGCUGUUCUUCACACGUUCAUAGGUCUCAGUGCCUCCACAAUCACUGCCUUUGCCCUGUCCACCAUGCUCAGCAAAAAUGGUAAGAUCAGCAUGGCUGAUGUGCAGAAUGUAACGUUGGCCGGUGGAGUAACUGUCGGUGCCUCGGUGGACAUGAUGAUUUCCCCGGCUGCUGCUUACAUACUGGGGAUCCUGGGAUGCAUAGCCUGCAUGCUGGGGUACAAAUACCUGAGCCCCUUUCUGGCACGGCGGUUGAGGCUGCAGGAUCAGUGUGGCAUACACAACCUGCAUGGCUUAACGGGACUCAUUUCCAGCCUAGCUGGAAUCUGUGCCAUCCUCCUGGCAAGUGAGGAAACCUACGGCCCCAGUCUCUACCAGACCUUCUCUCAUCGGGCACCCCCGGAGGGAGACCCUCAGCUCCUAGAGCUGCAGAAAAUGAUCCCAGAUUUGGAGGCAGGUUUGGGUCGGAGUGCACGGGAACAGGCUCUCUUUCAGGUGGCGGCAGUGUUUGGGACCAUUGCUGUGGCAGCAGUGGGGGGUUUGCUGACAGGUGUUGUCCUCAAGCUACCGUACCUUGCUUCCCCAACUGAUGAGAACUGCUUUGAUGAUGAGCUCUUCUUUGAUGUUCCUCCAGAUUACACUUGUGUACUCAAUACACCCGAUCUGGGGCCCUAUGUCAUCAAAGACACAAACAAAACUGAUGCUAAGGAAUGAUGCAUAACAGGGGACUGAUGUUUGACAAGACUGUUAAACAAGAGGAAAAAACCUGAAAGUUGGAUCAGGACACUCAUAAAACACUGUGGACUUUUCACAUGCUUUGAGUACUGUAGAUUUUGUAAUUACAUUUAUCCAUUAUAAACUUAUUAUACAGUAAUUUCAAUAUUUGGUGGGUCCAGGUUCAAAUAUUUAGUUUUUAAGAAAUCACAACUUGUUAACAUAUGUUUUAUGAAUUAUAAAAAUAAAUUAUAUUACAUUGUUUAAACAUUUUUUUAAUAUUGAACACAGCCAAUGUGACAGGAGCCAAUAUUGUACAUUGAGUAAAGUGUGCAACUCUUCACUGAAGAGAAAUAAAAUAUGAAAAAGAAUCAAGAAAAUAAUUAAAAUAUGAACUACAUUAUAUUUUAUUUACUGGUGUGUUAUCUACACGUAAGUAAUACGUUAACAGAUGCAAUAACAUGUGUUGACUUUGUUAGAGACAAUAAUGAUUUAAUUUGAUUGUAUUGCAUGACCUGUCCCCUCAUUUCAUUCAUCCUUCUAUAUACUGUAGAUAGACAUACUGUAUAUGCACACUUGUGUAUAAUAUACAGCCCUGUCUUGAAUAUUAUAAAACUUAGCUGCAAUUACAUGCAGUAAUACGAUGUGAUAACCUUUUGUAAUGUUAGGGUAGGUUAAUCACAGUACAUCUGUGAGAUGUGUUUCUGUUUAUGACUUGUCAAUUAGCUGAUGCUAUUCCCCCCACAUAUUGACUUAAAGUUGGGGGACCAUAGGCAAUAUUUUCAGGAUAUGCUCAGUAUUCAUAUAUUUCAUCUGAUGUCUGAAGAUUUUUUUGAUGUCCAUUAAACUAUAUUUGUAUAUCUUAUCUCUGGGGUGUUGAUUAAAAGUUAACAUGAAUGAUCAGGUGUAAAAGUUAACUGGUAGCUGCCAUACAAGAUUGUAUUUUGGCUGUGCAGUUUGGGCAAUUUGAACAAAAGUUAUGAGAAUGGAAUGUCUUUUUAAUUUCAUUAAUCUUGAAAUCAUUUAUUGAACAUUAUUUCAUUAAAUUAUUUGUUUGAAGAACCAUUUGCACUUGACUUUUUAGCUGAUCAAUAUAUUUUAAA
Molecule: messenger RNA, 2796 nt
Organism: Myxocyprinus asiaticus (Chinese sucker)
Lineage: Eukaryota; Metazoa; Chordata; Actinopteri; Cypriniformes; Catostomidae
Gene: rh50
Product: Rh50-like protein
Exons: 2
Coding region: 248-1693 (481 amino acids)
Biological process (GO): ammonium transmembrane transport; ammonium homeostasis
Cellular component (GO): plasma membrane
Molecular function (GO): ammonium channel activity
Source: RefSeq, a predicted model, not a curated record